This is a messenger RNA of Trichoplax adhaerens, 1593 nucleotides long. RefSeq lists its product as uncharacterized. Lineage: Eukaryota; Metazoa; Placozoa; Uniplacotomia; Trichoplacea; Trichoplacidae. The annotation marks the transcript as partial. The record is from RefSeq and is a predicted model, not a curated record. The transcript has 12 exons. Gene Ontology annotation, cellular component: membrane. Gene Ontology annotation, biological process: sodium ion transmembrane transport.
GAGCGAGAAGGCUGGGGUAAAAAAAUCGAUUUCAUUCUUUCCUGCGUUGGAUUCGCCGUUGGAUUUGGUAAUAUAUGGAGGUUUCCUUAUCUUUGUUACCAGUAUGGUGGCGGCGCUUUUUUGAUUCCUUAUGUGUUAUCGCUCAUUGUGUGUGGAAUCCCCUUGCUGGCCCUAGAAUUUGGAAUUGGCCAAUAUUUUAUGAAGGGGCCUACCGUUGCUUUUGGAAAUAUCUGCCCACUAUUAAGCGGAACUGGUUUCUCGAUGAUUUUAAUUUCGUUUUUUGUGGCCAUCUACUACGUUGUCAUCCUAGCAUGGAUCUUAUACUUCUUGUUUGCCAGCUUUAUUGCACCGCUUCCUUGGACGACCUGCGGUAAUCCAUGGAAUACACCAUCGUGCUUGGCUCGUAAUGGCUCGAACGCAAAUUUAUCAGGAACGUCGCCAAGUGUUGAGUAUUUCAAUAAUCGCGUUCUAAACAUCACGAGCCAUCCAGAUGAUGCAGGACCGGUAAAGUGGGACUUGGCACUAUUGUUGAUACUCGCAUGGGUGAUUGUCUACUUAUGCAUAUUUAAAGGGGUACAGUGGACGGGAAAGGUAGUAUAUUUUACAGCAACAUUUCCAUACGUUGUCCUGAUUAUACUUUUCAUCCGUGGUGUUACUCUUGAUGGUGCCGGUGAUGGAAUACGAUACUAUUUACAAGUUAACGUUACGAAGCUGCAAUCAGUGGAUCCUUGGAGAGAAGCAGGUACACAAAUUUUUUAUUCUUUGGGUGCUGGAUUUGGGUCUUUGAUUGCCUUCGCAAGUUAUAACAAACGGAAUAAUAACCUGCUAAGAGAUGCUGUUACCAUAAGUUGUAUUAACUGUGGUACUAGUUUCUUUGGUGGCUUUGUUAUCUUUUCCAUGAUCGGAUAUAUGGCAAAGCAACAACAAGUACCAAUUUCCGAAGUAGUUACUCAAGGUCCCGGGCUGGUAUUUAUGGUGUACCCAGCCGGCUUAGCUACACUACCUGGUGCUAAUUUUUGGUCUGUAAUAUUCUUUUUUAUGUUAAUAACUCUUGGCUUGGACAGUCAGUUUGCUAUGGUCGAAGCCGUUGUAACCGGUUUGACUGAUUACUGGCCCGAGAAAUUGUCAAAGCGUAAACCAUGGCUGAUUGCUGGUUUAUCUAUAGUAAUGUUUUUAAUUGGUCUUACUUGCGUUACAAAGGGAGGAUUUUACAUUUUCAAUUUGUUCAACAUUUAUUCCGCUGGUACCGGAUUAAUAAUAACUGUCCUUAUUGAAAUCAUUAUGAUCAGCUACAUCUACGGCAUUAACCGAUACAUUGGAAAUAUUGCUCGUAUUACUGAAAAAAGUGUAUGGGUAAACUGGAAGAUCUGUUGGUUUCUUUUGACUCCUAUUAUGAUUGGCGCCGUUUUGAUAUUUAGUAUUAUUUACUAUUCUCCGAUAACUUACGGUAAAUCUAUACCGUACCCGUGGUGGGGUGAAUUUAUUGGUUGGUUGAUGGCAGGAAUGUGCAUAGCAUGUAUCGUUAUACCGGCAAUUUAUAAAUUAUGCAAAGCUGAUGGGAGUUUUAUGGAGGUAUGCUUCAUGCAAAUAUGA